AUGAGAGUUGUGCUAGCCGUUUUAUUGGCUGUGUCGCCCGCGUUGGCAUGCAUCGGAGGUGCCGGAAGUGCCGGCGGAUGUUGCCCACCAUCGCAACCAUCGUGCGCACCAGCUACCCCACCAUGCUCUAGCUCCAGUUACGCAAGCGGAGGCGGAGCCUACGCUGCCGCACCAGCCGCCCUUCCACCUCCACCACCACCACCACCAUCCGCCGGAUACGCUGGAGCUGCCGGACCAAUCGCCGGUGGAGCUUACAGCCAAGGACCACAAGGAGGAUUCGGUGGAGCCCCACAAGGAGGUUACCAAUCUGGACCAAUCGGAGGAGGACAGCAAGGAUAUGCUGGACCAGGACCAAUCGGAGGAGGAGCUCCACAAGGACCAAGCUACGCCGCUGGACCAGCUCAAGGACCAAUCGGAGGAGGCCAACAACAAGGACCAUCCUACGCCGCCGGACCAGCUCAAGGUAUCCAGGGAGGAGGACAAGAAGGAUAUGCUGGACAAGGAGCUGCUCAAGGAGGACAAGGUUACCAAGCUGGACCAGCUCAAGUUGCUCCAGUUGAGCAGCCAGCUCCACAACAAGGAGGAUACCAAUCCGGACCAGUCAACUCCAUUCAGGUGACCCAGGUGUCUCACGGAGGACUCUACCAAGCUCCACCAGAGCAGCCAGCUGCUCCACAGGUUGUCGAGCCAGUCGCACCAGUCGCCACCUACACCCAAGGACCAGUUCCAACUCCAGUCGAGGAGCAAACCGUCGAAGUCGCCCAAGCACCAGAACCCGCACCAGUUGAGCAGCCAGCACCAGAGCAACCAGCACCAGAGCCAGAAAUCAUUGAGACCCCAGUUGUCGAAGAGACUGUUGCAGAGACCGUCACCGAGGCCGCCACCGUUGUCGUUGAGGAGACUCAAGCUCCAAUCAUCGAGGAGACCCAAGCCCCAGUUGUCGAGGAGACUCAGGCACCAGUUGUUGAGGAGACCCCAGCGCCAGCUCCAGUUGAGCAAGCACCAGUUGCUGCUGCCAAGGAGGAGUCCACCUAUGAUGAUAUCGUUGAGGAGCAACCAGCCACCGCUACCGAGGCCGCCACUGAGCAAGUUGAUACUGUUGAGGAGACCAACGAAGCCGUCGAGUACGCCGAUGAGGAGGGAGACGAAGGAAACUGCGACGAUCCAGAGCUGCGCGCCAUCGUUGAGAACGCUUUGAAGAAUGAGAAGGACAACCUCGAGGCCGCCCGUAAGAUCGAAGGAGACGCUUCAGCCAAAUUCGGAGGACGCUUCAACGCCAUCGUCUCCGACGCCGAGUUCGCCUAUGUCAACUGGUACGGAAAGAGAAACUGCCAACUGAGAUACGAGAACCGUCACUCUUUGACCUGGGAGGAUUAA
Messenger RNA from Caenorhabditis briggsae, 1377 nucleotides. It is a transcript of the gene Cbr-grl-16, whose product is annotated as Protein CBR-GRL-16. The transcript is spliced from 5 exons. Lineage: Eukaryota; Metazoa; Nematoda; Chromadorea; Rhabditida; Rhabditidae. The record is from RefSeq and is a predicted model, not a curated record. The coding region runs from base 1 to 1377 and encodes 458 amino acids.